UUUAUGAGUUAAAAGUUUGGACUGAGUUGUUCAUCAUAGGUUUCUUUUAUACAUGUGUGUGAUUGAGCAUCGACGGAUUAGUGAACAAGCAAUAAGUUGUUUAUUUGGUCAUCAUAUAUGGCAUACCUGAAAUCAAGAUCCAAAAAUGGGAUUAUUAGUAAUUUGUGUAUGGUUGUGGUGUGCAUCAUGUGUUGUGUGGAGUCCAACGAUGAUGAAGGUGCAUACAUGUUCAAGCUUAUGAAUGCACUCAAACCCCCUGCUUGGUCCAACACCACCCACAUGUGCCUGUGGAGAGGCGUGACUUGCAACGAUCAAAGUGGAAGGAUUGAAGUGAUCGAUCUCAGAUCAAUGUCGCUGACGGGAACAGUUCCUGCAGGCCUCAACGACUCCCUCUCCCAACUCAUAUACCUCUAUCUCUUCAACAAUAAUCUGAGUGGGCCUGUUCCCUCUCUCGCCAACCUCUCCUUCCUCCUAUACGUGCACCUCGGCUACAACAACUUCACCUCCAUCCCUCAUGGCUGCUUCCAAGGUCUUACUAGUUUGCAGCGGUUGAGCUUGAAUAACAAUACCAACCUCCCACCAUGGAACUUUCCUACCGAUUUGACUGCUCGCUCCUCUCAACUCCGUCUCCUCGACCUGUCUUCUACAAAUCUCAUGGGCUCCUUACCACCAAACAUAUCCCAUUCCUUCCCAGUUAUGGAGAAUCUUUAUCUUUCUAACAACAACCUCUCCUCCAUCCCUGAGGGUUGCUUCCACAACCUAACCACCCGUUUGUAUGUCCUCUCUUUGGCCAACAACACCAACCUCCCACCAUGGACCUUCCCCCUCGAUUUGACUCAUUCCUCAUUGCAACUCUCCUUUCUCAACCUCCAGGCUACAAAUCUCAUGGGAUCCCUACCAAACUUUUCUCAUUUCUUCCCCAACUUAACAAGAGUUUCUCUCUCCAACAACAACCUUACCUCCAUCCCCCAAGGUUGCUUCCAGGGUCUACCCAGUUUGGUGAGUCUCAACUUGGGAAACAACACCAACCUUGCACCAUGGACCUUCCCCAACUUGACUCACUCCACACAACUGAAAGACCUCAAUCUUACUGCUACAAAUGUCAUGGGCUCUCUACCAGAAAUAUUUGACUCCUUGCCAAGUUUGGAGACUCUUCUUCUUUCCAACAACAACCUCAGCGGUGUCUUGCCAGAGUCUUUCGGAGGGACCAAGAUUGCCACCUUGCAUCUCAAUAACCAGAAGGGUAACGGGUUUUCGGGUCCGAUUGAUAUCCUUUCAAACAUGCUUGACUUAUCUCAAGUGUGGCUUCAAGGGAACUCGUUUACAGGACCUAUUCCUGACAUGUCUCGUUGCACUGCUUUACAAGAUUUACAACUUGGUCACAAUCAAUUAACAGGUGUGGUUCCAGAUUCUCUCAUCGCUCUUCAAAAUUUGGAAUAUCUUUAUUUGGGCUAUAACUUUUUGCAAGGUCCCCUACCAAAUCUUACCUUCAGUAAUUUUGAUAGUAUGGAGAAUCUUGGUGUUAACACCACAAAUGGCUUUUGUCACAAAGAUCCAGGACCUUGUGAUCAAAAAGUGACCAUUUUGCUUCAAAUUGCUGCGAAAUUCAAGUAUCCAAUUAUGUUGGCACGUUCAUGGAGAGAAAAUAAUGCCUGUAAAAACUGGAGUUUCAUUACAUGCGAUGACAAAAAUAAGAUCAGAAUGGUGAAUUUAUCAAAUCUGAAAUUGACGGGCACAAUCUCACCUGCAUUCGCCAAUUUAAUAGAUUUGCGGGAAUUGUAUUUGGAUGGGAAUAAUUUGACGGGUGAAAUACCUGAAGGAUUGACAACAUUGCCUGAACUUGAAGUUGUGAAUGUCUCUAACAACCAUCUUACUGGAAAUAUUCCCAAAUUCUCACCAAAGGUCAACUUUAUUGCCAUAGACAAUGAUUUUCCUAAUGCUUCCUACCAUAGAAUCUCAACUCCUUUGAUUACAGGUACUUCCACCUACCUUUGCAUAACCUUCGUAUCUCUUCUCUGUCUCCCUCUCUUCUCUUCGCACUCUCUCUUCUCUCCAGUAAAGAAGACGAAGAAGCUUCCUCCACGGCGCCCUGUCACCACAGCAUUCGUUGCGCGCCUCAUCCGGCUGAGGAGAACGUUGUCGUGUCAGAGGGCGUCGCCGUCUUCCUCGUUCAUCAUCACCGUCGUGAGCCUCUCCCUUCCGAAUUUGUGGCAUGCUUGUGUUGGCCCUCUUGUCUCUUUACAAAUAAUAGAAUUUGUGGCAUGCUUGUUAACUAGUGCUGGAGUUAUUAUAAUACUUGUUUUGGUUAUUUAUAACCGCAAGAGGUGCCUUCAUUUAAUCCAUCGAGUUAUCUUCAAGACAACAUACAAUGACCACAACAUCGAGGAUUUUAUAAAAAGUUAUGAUUUUUUGGCACCAAAGCGAUCUAGUUAUUCCGAAGUGAAAAGAAUGACAAAUUCAUUUCGUGAUAAACUAGGACAAGGUGGAUAUGGUACUGUAUACAAAGCAAGUUUAACUGAUGAUCGUCAAGUUGCGGUAAAGAUAUUAAGUGAAUCUAAGGGAAGUGGGGAAGAAUUCAUAAAUGAAGUUGCUAGUAUUAGUAGGACAUCUCAUGUGAAUAUUGUCUCACUUUUAGGAUUUUGUUAUGAUCAAGGCAAAAGAGCACUCAUUUAUGAAUUCAUGCCUAAUGGUUCUCUAGAUAAAUACAUCUACAAAGCAAAAUCUGCCGAAGCUUUUCGUAGUUUGGAUUGGAGUGUUUUAUACAACAUUGCAAUUGGUAUUGCUCAAGGGUUAGAAUACUUGCAUCAAGGAUGCACAACAAAAAUUUUGCAUCUUGAUAUAAAACCUGAAAACAUUCUUCUAGAUGAACACUUUUGUCCAAAAAUCUCAGAUUUUGGAUUAGCUCGAAUCUGUCAAAAGAAAGAGAGUAAUGUAUCUAUUUUAGGCACAAGAGGAACUCCAGGUUACAUUGCACCAGAAAUAUUUAGUCGAGCAUACGGUAGAAUUUCUGAUAAAUCUGAUGUAUAUAGUUAUGGUAUGUUGAUUCUUGAGAUGUUUGGAAAAAGAAAAAAUUUCAACAAUAAAGAAUCACAUCGCAGUGAAAUGUAUUUUCCUGAUUGGAUAUAUGAAGAUCUUGAUCAAGAUAAUAUUCUUGGUAGACACUCUGAUAUUUCAGAUGAAGAUAAUGAUAUGAUAAAGAAGAUUAUAUUAGUAAGUUUGUGGUGUAUUCAACCAAAUCCAUCACAUAGGCCAUCAAUGAGUAAAGUUGUGGAGAUGUUGCAUGGAGAACUUGAGUCCGUGCCAUUUCCUCCAAAGCCUGUGUUGUAUUCUCCUGAAAGGUCUCAGUUAGAAAUGUUAGAUACAUCUUCUAGUAGCAAGCAUGAGACAAUUUUAACAACCACAGAGGAAAGUAGUUCCAUACAUGAGAUCAAUAAAAAUGUCUCAUGUUAAUAUGAUUGUAAAAUAUCUUGUACCUUUUUUGUAUUUGAGUGCAGGUAAACAUGUUUAAUGUUGUUCUCAUAUAGACCUAUAAUAUAUAUGUUGAUGAUUUA
Messenger RNA from Arachis ipaensis, 3551 nucleotides. The record is from RefSeq and is a predicted model, not a curated record. Lineage: Eukaryota; Viridiplantae; Streptophyta; Magnoliopsida; Fabales; Fabaceae.